AUGGCAAUGCUGAAGACAUUUGUAUGUUUGGCUGCCACAGCCAUGCUGGUUCAGUUAGUCAUGACUGCAACUUACACUGUUGGAGGUGCUAAUGGAGGUUGGGAUUCAAGCACUGACCUACAAUCCUGGGUUGCAUCUCAAAAGUUUUCUGUCGGCGAUAAUCUGCUUUUCCAGUAUACUCCGAACCAUGAUGUGCUUGAAGUUACAAAGGCAGACUAUGACUCGUGCCAGGCAAGCAGCCCACUUCGAACUUAUAGCGAUGGCAACACCGUUGUGCCUCUUACUUCUCCUGGGAAACGGUACUUCAUCUGUGGAACACUUGGGCAUUGCAGCCAAGGGAUGCAAAUUGAGAUAAACACUUUAGCAACAUCUCCUUCAACUCCACCAUCGGCGUCUCCUGCUUCUAAAACUUCUCCCUCACCGGCAAAAGCUCCGGAAUUGGCUACUGGCAGUUCAUCUCAAUCACCUGAAAUAUCUCCUUCUGCCACACCAUCUGUGUCCCCGGUUCCUGAAACGUCUCCCUCGCCGGCGAAAACCCCAGAAUCAGCUCCUGUCAGUCCAUCUCCGGCUGAUGUUACUACAAUGGAAACACCUGAAACUGCUUCUUCUCCCAGCGGUCCACUUCCCUCACCGGCUAACAGGAAUAGAUUCCAGACAUGCCUCACAUUCGGAUUUGGCUUUCUGCUGGUGGUGCUUUUGUCCCUCUAAGCACCUUAGGUUUCCUUUCUUCGGUAGAACCUUCAAAUAAUAUUGUCUCUGUGAUUU
This is a messenger RNA of Hibiscus syriacus, 765 nucleotides long. RefSeq names its product uclacyanin 1-like. The coding region runs from base 1 to 708 and encodes 235 amino acids. Gene Ontology annotation, cellular component: plasma membrane. Lineage: Eukaryota; Viridiplantae; Streptophyta; Magnoliopsida; Malvales; Malvaceae. The transcript is spliced from 2 exons. The record is from RefSeq and is a predicted model, not a curated record. Gene Ontology annotation, molecular function: electron transfer activity.